Messenger RNA from Zasmidium cellare ATCC 36951, 2589 nucleotides. RefSeq lists its product as uncharacterized. Gene Ontology annotation, molecular function: structural molecule activity; protein binding. The record is from RefSeq and is a predicted model, not a curated record. Gene Ontology annotation, biological process: intracellular protein transport; retrograde vesicle-mediated transport, Golgi to endoplasmic reticulum; endoplasmic reticulum to Golgi vesicle-mediated transport. Bases 1 to 2589 code for a protein of 862 amino acids. Lineage: Eukaryota; Fungi; Ascomycota; Dothideomycetes; Mycosphaerellales; Mycosphaerellaceae. The transcript has 4 exons. Gene Ontology annotation, cellular component: COPI vesicle coat.
AUGAGACUCGACGUAAAGAGGCAGCUGUUUGCCCGCAGCGAGCGAGUAAAGGGCAUUGACUUUCACCCUACGGAGCCAUGGAUCCUCACCACCCUCUACAGCGGCCACGUAUAUAUCUGGUCCUACGAGACGCAAUCCAUCAUCAAGACCUUCGAGCUGACCGAUGUUCCUGUGCGCGCGGGACGAUUCAUCGCCCGCAAGAACUGGAUCGUAUGCGGUAGUGACGACUUUCAGCUGCGAGUCUACAACUACAACACCUCCGAGAAGAUUACAUCGUUCGAAGCGCAUCCCGACUACAUAAGAGCAAUCGUGGUGCAUCCUACCCAGCCGUUCGUGCUGACCGCCAGUGAUGAUAUGACAAUCAAGCUAUGGGAUUGGGAUAAGGGAUGGAAGUGUGUGCAGAUAUUCGAGGGACACAGCCACUAUGUCAUGGGACUGGCCAUCAACCCCAAAGACACCAACACAUUUGCGUCUGCUUGCUUGGACCGGACAGUGAAGAUUUGGAGUCUCGGGUCCUCAACACCCAACUUCACCCUUGAAGCGCACGAAACCAAGGGCGUAAACCAUGUCGACUACUACCCGCAAUCCGACAAGCCAUAUCUCCUUACUACCUCGGAUGACCGCACAGUGAAGAUCUGGGACUACACUACCAAGGCCCUGAUCGCUACCCUCGAAGGCCAUACCUCGAACGUAUCAUUCGCGUGCUACCACCCUGAAUUGCCAGUCAUCAUCUCGGGGUCAGAAGAUGGCACAGUCAAGAUCUGGCAUGCAAACACAUACCGAUUGGAGCAGUCACUUUCGUACGGUCUCGAGCGAGCAUGGUGUGUCUCAUACCAGCGGGGCAGACAAGGUAUUGCAAUGGGUUUCGACGACGGAGCUGUGGUGGUGAAGAUGGGUCGCGAAGAGCCAGCUGUCUCCAUGGACGGAUCAGGCAAGAUCAUCUGGGCGCGACACUCUGAGAUUCUUACUUCCGUGAUCAAGGGAGGAGACAAAACGGUGAAAGACGGCCAAGCUAUUACCUUGCCCUCGAAAGACCUCGGCAGUACCGAAAUCUACCCGCAAACGCUCAUUCACUCACCCAACGGACGAUUUGUAGCCGUUUGCGGAGAUGGCGAGUACAUCAUUUACACCGCAUUGGCACUUCGAAAUCAAGCUUUCGGUUCAGCACUUGACUUUGCCUGGGCCUCGAAAGAAAACGACAAGGACUACGCGAUUCGGGAAUCUCAAUACUCCGUCAAGAUCUACCGCAACUUCAAGCCCAAGUCUGGAGAUGGCAGCGUCAAUGUUGGCUACACUGCAGAUGGCUUGAGCGGUGGUGUCUUGCUUGGUGUCAAGGGUCAAGGUGGCAUUGGCUUCUUUGACUGGGAGUCUGGCAAGCUCGUGCGCAGAAUUGAAGUUGAGCCACGCAAUGUGUACUGGUCAGAGUCAGGAGAGCUGGUCUGUCUUGCCUGUGAGGACACUUACUAUGUGCUGCGAUAUUCGCGAGAGCAGUACGUGGCUGCACUGCAGGCUGGGCAGGUCGAGGAAGACGGUGUUGAAGAGGCUUUCGAAGUCGUCUGCGAUAUCAAUGAGACUGUGAGGACAGGACAGUGGGUUGGCGACUGCUUCGUCUACACCAACAGCACGAACCGACUCAACUAUCUCGUGGGCGACCAGACUUACACCAUCUCCCACUUCGAUCAACCAUAUUACGUUCUCGGUUACCUCGCUCGAGAUGGCAGAGUUUAUGUCGCCGACAAAGAUGUCAACGUCACUUCAUUCGCUCUGUCAGUCAGUGUCAUCGAGUAUCAGACCCUGGUACUUCGAGGCGAUCUGGACGCGGCGACGGAGAUGCUCAGCCAAGGAGAGAUCCCCGAAGACCAGAAGAACAAGAUUGCUCGUUUCCUCGAAGGCCAAGGCUACAAGGAGCAAGCGCUUGAGGUCGCCACCGACGCCGAACACCGAUUCGAGCUUGCUCUUGGUCUGGGUCAGCUGCAAAUUGCUUUCGAGCUUGCACAAGAAGCCGACGCAGAGCACAAGUGGAAGCUCGUGGGCGACGCGGCACUUACUGGUUGGGACAUCAAGCUUGCAGAGGAGUGCUUCCGGAAAGGCAACGACAUUGGCAGUCUGCUGCUGAUGUACACAUCCUCUUCCAACGAGGAAGGCCUCCGAGAACUCGCUUCGAAAGCGCAAGAAGCCGGCCAGCACAACGUGGCUUUCACCAGCUUCUGGCAGCUCGGCGAUGUCGAUUCUUGCAUUGACAUCUUGCUCAACACAAACCGAACCGCCGAGGCUGUCCUAUUCUCUCAGACCUACAAGCCUAGCCGUUGCCCAGAGAUCGUCCAACAGUGGAAGCAAGGCCUGGAAAAGAACGGCAAAGGCAAAGUCAGCCGUCUUAUCGGCGUUCCCGGUGAAGAUGAGGAGAUGUUCCCUGAGUGGGAAGAAUACCUCAAGCUGGAACGCGAAGGCGGCUCGCACGGCGACCUGAUCGACAUCAACGGUACUGCAGAUGAUGUCGAGGAGGCGAAAGCCAAGGCAGAGCCUGUGGACGCUGAAGAAGACGGUGUCGACGAUGAGGACGCCACGCCGCAGACGGAAAUUGACGUCUAA